Messenger RNA from Debaryomyces fabryi, 1128 nucleotides. It is a transcript of the gene SDS22, whose product is annotated as type 1 protein phosphatase-activating protein. Gene Ontology annotation, molecular function: protein binding. Bases 1 to 1128 code for a protein of 375 amino acids. The transcript has a single exon. NCBI's taxonomy places the organism in Eukaryota, Fungi, Ascomycota, Pichiomycetes, Serinales, Debaryomycetaceae. The record is from RefSeq and is a predicted model, not a curated record.
AUGGCAAGUAAGAUAACGGAGAGUGAUCCAAACGCUGUGAAAGAUAAUUCUGUAGCAGAUUCCGAAUUAGUUAUAGAACAGGAGAAUUUACUUUCUCAUACUGAAGAUGAGGGAGAUGAAGAUGAAGAUGAAGAGAGUGACAAGAAUGAACCUUUACCAGUGGAAUACCCUGGUACUGUCUUACCAGAUGAACAUCCGCAACACAUUGAUGCCGACUCCGAAUUGACGAAAGGCUAUGAUUCAGAUACUGAUUAUUUAGAUCUAAUUCAUAUGAAGAUUGGAUCAUUAGAAGACUUAAAUUUGUCGAGAUUCCAUAGAUUAGAGUCUUUAUGUUUGAGACAGAACUUAAUCACUUCAAUCGUCGAAGUAAAGGAUCUACCAGGCGAAACAAUGCAAGAAUUGGACUUUUAUGACAACAGAAUCAAUCACAUAUCAAGCCAAAUUAGUAAGCUUAAAAACUUGACAAAUCUUGAUCUUUCAUUCAAUAAAAUCAAAAACAUUAAGAAUAUAGAAUCUUUGACGAAGCUCGAACACUUGUAUUUUGUCCAGAAUAAGAUCAAAGAGAUCAAGAAUUUGGAAACUCUUCAAAACUUAAAGAAUUUGGAAUUAGGUGGAAAUAAAAUAGAAGUAAUAAGUGAAACACUUGAUAAACUAGUCAAUUUACAACAAUUAUGGCUCGGUAAGAAUAAGAUUGAAAAAUUAGAAAACAUGACGAACUUGGUAAAUUUAAGAGUCCUUUCAAUACAGUCCAACAGAAUUACUAAAAUCGAAGGUUUAGAGAACUUGAUCAAUUUGGAAGAAUUAUACCUAUCUCAUAAUGGGAUCUCUAAGAUUGAAAACUUGGAUAAAAAUACUAAUUUACAGGUUUUGGAUGUAACAUCGAAUAGACUUACAAGCCUUGAUAAUUUGAAGCAUUUAACUAAAUUAACUGAUUUUUGGUGUUCGUAUAACAAAAUAUCCAGUUUCGAAGAGAUUGGCAGAGAAUUAGGUAAGUUGCCUGAGUUAGAUACUGUCUACUUUGAAGGCAAUUUAGUUCAAACUCAAAACCCAACAGCUUAUAGAAGAAAGAUAAAGCUAUAUUUGGGCUCUAGCUUAGCUAAAAUCGAUGCCACCUAUAUCCGUGGCUAA